GGGAGGACUAUAAAUAACAUAGUGAGGGAUGACCAGGUAGUGCAGGUAUCACAUGUUUAUCGAGCAACACAGGUAAAUAAAAUUACAGCUUUAUUGCACACUAUAAAGUGGCAGACGAUCUGUGCAGAUUGUGAAAUCCGCAUAAUCCGCAUAAUCCCACGGAAUCACGCCAGAACGGAGAUAAACACGAAAAGAGACAGGAAGUGAUAUAAUUUAUCAGCUCUACAAGAUUUUCUAAUUUCAACUGGAUAUUUACAAAAUCAGUCAUGGAGAGUGCAGUCACAGACUUCUCUUUUAAACUCUAUCAAGUUCUGUGCGAAGGGGGUGGGAAUCUGUUUAUGUCACCCUACAGUGUAUCGGCGGCUCUUAUGUUAACGAUGUUGGGCGCAAAAGGGGAAUCCGAGGAGCAGAUAAAACAGGUAUUGGGAGUAGCGGGAGUUCCUAACCCGCACCAGGCGUAUCAAAAGUUACACGCCACCCUGACGGGAAAGUCUAAGGACGGGGCAAAGCUCGCCAUAGCCAACCGGAUAUUUUCCAAACUCGGACUGGAGAUUAAAGAGUCGUAUAAAAAGGAAUCGCUGGACUAUUACAACAGUGAAAUUGAAUUGUUAGAUUUUGUGGGAAACCCGGAAGGGUCGAGAACUCGAAUCAACACCUGGGUUGAGGACCAGACCAACAAUAAAAUCAAGGAUUUGAUUCCAGAGGGAGGGAUUAACUCCCUUUCGUUAAUUGUUUUAACCAAUGCUAUUUACUUCAAAGGGGAUUGGGAAAAUGCAUUCAAGGCCUCGAAUACAAAGAGCGAACCAUUUCGAAUAUCCGAGACAGAGUCGGGCACGGUUGAAAUGAUGAAUAUGGAAAAGGAAAAGUGGCUAAUUGGUAUGUCCAAAUCACUGGAUUGCCAAAUUCUGGAUCUUCCAUACAAAGGGGGAGAACUGGGUAUGCUAAUCAUUCUUCCGAACAAGGUUGACGGAUUGUCGUCAUUAGAAUCAAGCUUGUCGGCUGACACGUUUCGGGAACUAACAAAGGAAAUGUACAGCGAGGAUGUCAUUGUCUCCAUACCGAAAUUCAAACUAGAAAGCUCGUUUCAACUGGAUAAAGUUCUUGGUGGGAUGGGAAUCACCGAUAUCUUUUCCAGAAAAGCCGACUUCUGCGCCAUGAUGGAAAACCCGCCAGAUGGCACUCAUGUAUCUGACGUCAUUCACAAAGCGUUUGUUGAGGUCAACGAGGAGGGCACGGAAGCCGCCGCUGCUACAGCAGUGAUGAUGAGGUUUAUGUGCAUGCCACUAGAACCCAUGGUGUUUAAAGCGGACCACCCCUUCCUUUUUCUGAUCAGAGAAAAUUCGACCGGAACUGUAUUGUUUAUCGGUCGCUUCUUGAAACCAAGCAACUAAUAUCAUGA
Molecule: messenger RNA, 1399 nt
Organism: Magallana angulata
Lineage: Eukaryota; Metazoa; Mollusca; Bivalvia; Ostreida; Ostreidae
Product: leukocyte elastase inhibitor-like
Exons: 1
Coding region: 267-1391 (374 amino acids)
Molecular function (GO): serine-type endopeptidase inhibitor activity
Source: RefSeq, a predicted model, not a curated record